Messenger RNA from Protobothrops mucrosquamatus (brown spotted pit viper), 636 nucleotides. RefSeq names its product nucleoredoxin like 2 (gene NXNL2). Bases 1 to 471 code for a protein of 156 amino acids. The record is from RefSeq and is a predicted model, not a curated record. Gene Ontology annotation, biological process: photoreceptor cell maintenance; sensory perception. The transcript has 2 exons. NCBI's taxonomy places the organism in Eukaryota, Metazoa, Chordata, Lepidosauria, Squamata, Viperidae.
AUGGUGGACUUGUUCAGCGGGCGGAUCCUGGUGAACCUGGAGGGCGGCUUCGUGGAUCCCGAGCAGGCUUUGGAGAACAAAAUCGUGGGCUUGUACUUUUCGGCCGCCUGGUGCUCCCUCUGCAGGGACUUUACCCCGACGCUGUGCGAUUUCUACAGCGCGUUGGUGGAUGUCGUCGAUAAUCCGGCCCCUUUACGGAUCGUCUUCAUCUCGUCCGACCGCAGCCGGGAAGAAAUGGCGAGCUUUAUGUACAAGAUGCACCCGGGCUGGCUGGCCUUGCCCUUCCACGACCCCCUGAAGCAUGAACUGAAGAAGAAAUAUAACAUAACAGCCAUUCCCAAACUUGUGAUUGUUAAACAAACUGGAGAAGUCAUUACUGAUAAAGGGAGAAAGCAGAUUCACGAGAGAGGGCUCAACUGCUUUCAAAACUGGCUUGACGGAGCUGAUAUUUUUCAGAAUUUUUGUACUUGAACCAAAAUAGUAUUUGCAGACUUGAACAAAACAAAAUCUUUGCUAUCUACAACUAGACUAAGAGUGAAAAUUACAUUCUCCUUUUUUUAAUGUUGACCUGCUUAAUUUUGAAUCCUACAUGGCUGGAAUAAUUAGACAUAUCUGAGUCGUUCAUAAUUCUCCCUU